AUGGAAUCGGCAACAAUGUCGUCUCUAUCAAAAGGAUCAUUCACGUCAAGUAGUCUGGGAGACUCCUCAGAAAUUGACGUCACUUUAACUCUCAGCGAUACGCUUAAGGCCUUCAAGACGUCCCAGUUCGAUCCUGAAGCCUACGUUACCUCCAAAUGUCGAAACAUGAACGAGAAGGAGAUAAGGCACUUGUGCUCUUACCUGGUCGAGCUGAAGAAGGCGUCUGCUGAGGAAAUGCGUAAAAGUGUGUAUGCUAAUUAUUCCGCCUUCAUUCGAACAUCAAAGGAAAUUUCGGAGCUCGAAGGACAGCUUCUUUCCAUGAGAAAUCUCCUAUCAAGUCAGGCGGCUUUCGUUCAUAGUUUAGCUGAAGGAGUUCGUCUUGAUUCGCUAUCAAAUGACCAUGAAGAUUCAGCUUCAGAGGACUCGUAUUCUGACGACAACAGAGAACUCUCCAAGACAGAGAAUUGGUUGGUAGAGUUUCUCAACACCCUUGAAGUCCUUUUGGCAGAGAAAAGAGUAGAAGAGGCUUUAACCGCAUUGGAUGAAGGUGAAAAGAUGGUGGAAGAGGCCAAUCGGAGGCAAAAUUUAAACCCAUCAGCAUUAGAAUCACUACAAGUUGCUAUAGCUGAGCAGAGGCAGAAACUGGCAGACCAACUUGCUGAAACGAUGUCACAAUCUUCGACUCACGGAAUUGAGCUCCGUUCGGCGGUUUUAGCCCUAAAAAAGCUUGGUGAUGGCACGCGAGCACAUACAUUGCUGCUCAAAUCUCACCAGCAGAAGGUGGAGACCAACAUGCGAAGCCUUCGCUCUCCAACCACUUUGUGUGGAGGAGCUCAUACCACCGCGCUUUCGAAGCUUGUCUUCUCAACCAUUGCACAAGCAGCCAGUGAUUCUCUAGGUUCUUUCGGAGAAGAGCCUGCGUAUUCAUCUGAGCUCGUGACUUGGGCCGUGAAACAGACUGAAGCUCUUGCUCUUCACCUCAAGAGGCACGUCUUGGUCUCCUCAGCAGCUUCGGGUGGUCUGAGAGUGGCUGCUGAGUGUGUGCAUAUUUGUUUAGGCCAUUGUUGCUUGUUAGAAGCUCGCGGGUUGUCACUUUGUUCGGUCUUGUUGAGGGUCUUUAGGCCGUUGAUUGAGCAGGCGUUGAGCGCCAACUUGAAAAGGAUUGAGCAAUGUAGUGCUGCACUGGCUGCUGCAGAUGAUUGGUCGCUUGUUCAUCCUGUAGGUACUCGCCCUCUUGGUUCCACUUCUUCUCUUGGAAGUUUGAAUGCUUCUCAGCCAAAGCUUUCAAGCAGUGCUCACAAAUUCAAUUCAAUGGUUCAGGACUUUCUUGAUGAUGUGGGGCCACUUGAGAGCCUUCAAUUGGAAAGUAUAGCACUAGAGGGUGUUGUACAAGUGUUCAACUCAUAUGUCAACUUGCUGAUAAAUGCAUUGCCCGGUUCAACGGAGAACGAGGAGAAUUUGGAAGGUUUUGGGAACAAAAUUGUGAGGAUAGCAGAAACUGAAGCCCAACAAAUAGCUUUACUAGCCAAUGCAUCAUUGUUAGCAGAUGAGAUACUCCCUCGUGCAGCUCUAAAGCUUUUGCCCCCGCAGCAGACUAACAACAGAAUGCAGGAGACUCCCAAAAGGUCUCCUGCAGAGAGGCAAAGCCGUGUCCCGGAGCAAAGGGAAUGGAAGAGGCGUCUUCAGCGCUCUGUUGACCGCCUCCGUGACAGCUUCUGCCGGCAGCACGCCCUCGAUCUCAUCUUCACAGAAGAUGGGGAUACUUGUCUCAGCGCGCAAAUGUACACCAAAUUGGAUUUACAUGCAGAUGAGCCUGAGUGGUUUCCUUCUCCAAUUUUUCAGGCACUUUUCAUUAAAUUAACGCGGAUUGCAAGCAUUGCGACAGAUGUGUUUGUGGGGAGGGAAAGAUUUGCAACUAUUCUGUUAGUAAGACUCUUAGAGACUGUGAUCCUGUGGCUGUCUAAUGAUCAAAACUUUUGGGAAGAAAUAGAGGCAGGACAACAGCCUUUAGGUCCCCUUGGUCUUCAACAGUUCUAUUUGGAUAUGGAGUUUGUGUUGCUGUUUUCGUCCCAAGGUCGUUACCUUUCUAGGAGCCUACAUCAAGUUAUAAGAGACAUUAUUGAUAGAGCUGUUGAGGCAGUUGAGGCUUCUGGAAUAGACCCUUACAGGAAUUUGCCAGAGGGUGAUUGGUUUGCCGAAGUGGCCCAAAUAGCAAUAAAGAUGUCAACUGGGAAAGCGAAUUUUGGAGAUGUAUAA
Messenger RNA from Morus notabilis, 2256 nucleotides. Its product is annotated as exocyst complex component EXO84A. Gene Ontology annotation, biological process: exocytosis; intracellular protein localization; Golgi to plasma membrane transport. The transcript is spliced from 7 exons. The record is from RefSeq and is a predicted model, not a curated record. Gene Ontology annotation, cellular component: exocyst. NCBI's taxonomy places the organism in Eukaryota, Viridiplantae, Streptophyta, Magnoliopsida, Rosales, Moraceae. The coding region runs from base 1 to 2256 and encodes 751 amino acids.